Penicillium pulvis is the source of this 1887-nucleotide messenger RNA. RefSeq lists its product as uncharacterized. The record is from RefSeq and is a predicted model, not a curated record. The transcript has 6 exons. Gene Ontology annotation, biological process: 3-(3-hydroxy)phenylpropionate catabolic process. NCBI's taxonomy places the organism in Eukaryota, Fungi, Ascomycota, Eurotiomycetes, Eurotiales, Aspergillaceae. Gene Ontology annotation, molecular function: 3-(3-hydroxyphenyl)propionate hydroxylase activity; FAD binding. Bases 1 to 1887 code for a protein of 628 amino acids.
AUGUCUGCCUCUGACUAUGACACAGACGUGGUGAUAUGUGGUUGCGGCCCCACAGGAGCAAUGCUUUCUGCAUACCUGGGCCGGAUGAACAUUUCAAAUAUUGUUCUAGAAAAGGGAUUGGCAAUCACGACAGAUCCACGUGGAAUUGCUUUGGAUGAAGAUGGGAUUCGAUUGCUUCAGGGACUGGGAUUGUAUUCAUCCAUCUACACGAAGAUUGGCACCUGUAUGAACACAUUCAAAUUCAUUGGAGGUCCAGACCCCAUCUUAGACCAAAAAGGGUUUGUUGAGAUGGACUACGGAACAACAGAAGGCGGGACGGGACAUGUAGGUUUUAUCUGCCACAAACAGCCGGCAUUAGAGCAAUGUCUACGCGAUGCUAUGGACACUUCAAGUCACUGUGAUCAUCGCUCCGGAUGUGAAGUGAUUGAGCUCGCUGAAGAGGAUGAAGGUGUCUCAUGCAGAUACCGGGAUUCUAGCGGAGACGAACGUCAAAUCAAGGCCCGCUUUUUUGUCGGAGCCGAUGGAAAGACAGGUUUCACGAGGAAACGGUAUUUGGAGCCCCGAGGUAUAGUUAUGGAGCAAGCGCACCAAGCCUUCUAUGAAGAGGUAUGGGUUGCAUUGAAUUGGAAAAUCAGUCUUCCAACCGAGAAGACCCACCCAGAAUUUCCACUGUGGAGCUUGGGCUAUACACCUGAGCAAGUCUAUGAUUUGUUCUUCCCUAGCAAUUUCCGGUUUCUUUGCAACCCGAAUAGGCCAUCUGUCUGCGGGAGAUUUGGGCUUCCCUCAGAUAGACUAUGGAGAUUUGAGUUUGUAGUGCUCAAAGAUGAGGAUGGAGAGGAAAUGUCAACGCCUGAAAUGAUUAAGAAGGUCGUGUUUCCGUAUAUCACACACUCUGGGGCGCGAUAUGGAUUAUCAAAGGACAUUGCUUUUCCGGAGGAUUGCAUUCAGGUUCUGCGGUGUCGUCCGUUCAAUUUUUCUGCGCGAAGCUGCAACAGAUGGUCUAAUGGACGGGUGAUUCUGUGUGGUGAUGCUGCCCACGUCUUCCCACCCUUCGGAGGGCAAGGAAUAGCAUCCGGUUUUCGAGAUGCUAUCUCCCUUGCCUGGCGCCUCGCACUUCUCUGUCGAACCCAGCCCCAGAAAUCUAGGUGGCACGAAGAUGUAUUGUCAGCAUGGUACAUGGAGCGCAAACAGCAACUGGAGAGAUCGCUCGCCGCCACUAUUGCGAAUGGAAAGUUCGUAUCAGAGAGCGACCCGUUGAAGAUAUUGUGGCGUACUGUGUAUUUCUGGUUCGUACACAUGGUUCCAUCGUGGCGUGAUGAUCUCCGACGCGGCCAGCGCAAGCAUGGUAUGGUUCGAUACGAGCACACUUCGGAUAAACUUCCAUUUUUACCGGAGUACAAUGGGGGUGUCUGCCUUCCUCAGGUAUACUGCAAGGCCGUUGGGAAUCCACAUGGGGAUGUUUUCUUCACGGAUGAUGUUAUAUUCGGCCCACAAAAGCGGGGACUGUUCCAGCUGAUGGUUUACUUGAAGGACGUCAAUGAGCUCCCCACAGCACAAAAAGAGAUUAUGGACAUUGAUGACCAUUCAAAUGGCGAGAUUCGGGCCACCGACGCGACAUUCCUCAUCGAGGACCCUUCUAGCCAAUUGAGCGACACUGCCCACAACGUCUUUCGACUAGCCACCGGAGAUGAAUUUGAAGAAUCUCCGUUAUGUGAAAGAAGACCUGCUCCACGAUUCUACGAUCCAGGAUAUCUUGCAAAAGAGCUUAGGGGAGGGAAGUUCGUGAUUUUGCGCCCUGAUAGAUUCGUUUUCGCUGCAUGUUCUUCCAAGGAGGAGCUGUGGGAUGCGACCAGAAGCGCGACGAUGUAUUUGAGUGGUGUAAACUAG